ACAAUAAAAUUUUACACGAAGGGAAGUGUGAUUUAAUUUGUUAUUAUAUGUAUUAUGUGUUAUAUUACAUAGUACAUUUCAUAAUUCAAAUUAAGAACAGUUUUUAAUUUAGCGCAAAAUAAUGUUUAUUUUAUUCCCUACUUUAAUUGUACUUUUUCAAUUUUUAGAAGUACAGUGUUUAUUUAAUACUACAAAGUGUGUAAAAUACACUCAAUAAGAACACACGUUUAUUCAGUUUUAAAAAUAUGUAGAACGUUACACAUGAGAUACAAGUAUGUGAUGUGUCUUUAUUUAUUUUCUUGGAAAUAUAUGUAUAUAUACAAUUUUCUUCAUUUCACCUUAUAUUUCAAAAUAUAAUGGUUACUGCAUCUGAAAAAAAAUGGGAAAGCGUAUUAAAGGAACUUCCUUCAAGUAAGAUAUAUGCUAAAUUUGAUGAUGAUGGGUGCUACUAUGUCUGGGAAAGUUAAUAAACCUGCAGGAAAGGAUAAAACUGAAGAAAUUGGUAAUUUUAAGGAUAAUUGUUUGUUUCUGAAAUAUUGGGUAUUUGAUGAAAUAAGUAAAAUGAAUAAUGAUGACUUGACGAAUUUAAAUAUCAUUCCCGUAAUAGAUAAACUAAAUUAUAUACAAUACCAUUUGAAUAAAAAAUCUGAAAUAAACAUUUGUCAUAAUAAUUAUUAUGAAUAUAUAAAUUAUUCGAAAGAAGAAAAAAUGCUAUACGAAUAUUUUAAAGAUUUUGAUGCUAUAGAAAAAUAUAUUAAUUCUGUAAAUAAUGAAGAAAGCAAAUUUAUUACUUACAUUAAUAAUAUUAAAGGAAUUUACAAGAAAAAAAAAGACAAGGAACAUUGUUGUGAUAAAAACUAUGAUCUUUGUUAUAGUUAUUUCCAAUGUCAUCCAAAAUAUGAUCCCAGUAACCUUUUACUUUUAUUGGAUAAAGUUAAAAAGCUUACUCAAAAAGCAUCAGAUGAAAGUGGACAAACUAGUGAUACGGAACAAAACGCUAAUCCACUCACCACAAAAUAUAGAACUACAAUUCACAACGUUAAAUGUUUAAUAAAUUAUGGUGCCAGGAAUGAUGGUUAUGCAUUUUUAUCAUGCUAUAAUAUAGGAAAAGGGUAUCCAAAUGUUGAACAUAUAUUUACACCUACAGAAGAAGAAAAAAAAAAGGCUUCUGAAGAACUUGGAAAAGAUCCUAAAGUCAGUGAAGAUAAUGAACAAGCAAGAUCUGAGCUUUUAGCUCAGGAUGAUUCCAAAUUACAAUCUGCAGCAUCAGAUAAGGGUGGAAGAGUUGCUAAGAGUACAACACCAAAAAUAGGAAUACCAGAGUCAUUAAAGGGUUACACUUUUUUAGGUGAAUACGUGAGAAGGGAAGCAAAGGAGAAUUAUGGAAAAUAUCAGUUAGGUCGCAGAAUAGCACAGUUAUUUUCAGGAAUAGGAAAUACGAAUAAUGCGGGAAACACUGAAAUUAAAGUAAAUUGUUCGAAUUCAAGAAUCGAGGAAGGGAAACUAAUAUGUGUUAACUUACAAGAUGGGAAGGAAGAAUAUGUAUACGAGAAAGGAAUAAUAACAGGAAGUAUAUACUAA
Molecule: messenger RNA, 1581 nt
Organism: Plasmodium vivax (malaria parasite P. vivax)
Lineage: Eukaryota; Apicomplexa; Aconoidasida; Haemosporida; Plasmodiidae
Product: variable surface protein Vir12, putative
Exons: 4
Coding region: 421-1581 (386 amino acids)
Source: RefSeq, a predicted model, not a curated record